CUCGCCGCUCGCUUGCCGGCCCACGCUCCGACCCUCGACCUCAUAGUCGUCCUUGCUUCACUCCACCAUCAUCUUCCACCCUUUACCUCAUAACAGUCUCCUCGCCCAUUCCGCGUCGGAGUCAUAUACUUCCUCAAUUUCGACUGCUAGUCUUUGUCGUUGUCGGAGCACUCUCAGAACAUCAUCUUUCGCUCGUGUUCGACUCUAUCGUCGCUACUCUGUUCUCGCACUGCUGUAACCACCUCGCCUCAUUCUCUAUACUAUGGCCCCCGCUCUGACCCAUCCGACGGCCGUGAACUUCAUUGACGAGCAGCGGGCUGUCAAUGCUGACGCCGCCACUUACUACGGCGGCGAAGAGCAGUUUAGUCGCUCACGGACGUACAGUGCCUCCUUCGCCCACGGAUACAAUCCCAAGCGUGCGCCUGCCUUUAACGAUGACUGGGUUCGCAGAUCGCGACGCAUGUCGCACGACGAGAAAGGGACGGGCCCCAGGCGGUUCUUGAUUGACGUUGAGGAGACGAUCCGUGUAGUCCUAGAGCAGGAGGACACAGAUGGUGACUUCCAGAUCAGUGUGACAGAUGCUGGUCCCAAACUCAUGUCUCUUGGGACUGCGACGAGCAACGGCUUUAAGACGUUCGACAUCCGAGGAACGUACAUGCUCUCCAACCUCCUCCAGGAGCUGGCCCUCGCUCGCGACCAUGGCCGCAAGCGUAUUGUACUAGACGAGGCGCGUUUGACAGAGAACCCUGUGGAUCGCCUGUCUCGCAUGAUCAAGAACUCGUUCUGGCACGCAUUGACUCGUCGCAUUGACGGAGACGGACUUGAGAUUAUCUGCGCAGACCCAAAGAAUCGUACCGGCCGCGUCAACCCCCGGAUCUACGUACCGCACGGCGAGCCUGCAAUGGCUGAGUACUAUCGGAGGGUCGCGGCAGACAAGCCGCAUCUGAACCUUGACGUCCAGGUCCUUCCGCCUGUGCCGGAUGACCCGUACUUCGUGAGGAGCCUGAACAACAAGCCUGGUAUCUUGGCUCUUGCUAUGAACGAGAUUGACGACGGCAGGGGUGGCAGGACGUUGAAGGGCAUCCCGUUCGUUGUGCCAGGUGCUCGUUUCAACGAGCUGUACAACUGGGACUCGUACUUCAUCUCCCUCGGGCUCUUGGUUGAUGGCUACGUCAACCUCGCUAAGGGCAUGGUGGACCAUUUCGUCUUCGAGAUCAAGCACUACGGCAAGAUCCUGAACGGUAGCCGGAGCUACUACCUUUGCCGGACGCAGCCGCCAUUCCUUACGGACAUGGCCCUCCAGAUCUACAACCAGCUCGACCGCUCCGACAUGGAAGCAAACCGUGCAUGGCUCAAGCGCGCCAUCCAGGCCGCCAUGAAGGAGUAUCACACCAUCUGGGUGGCGGAGCCGCGCAUGGACCCGAAGACGGGUCUAUCUCGAUACCGCCCCGAGGGACUCGGCAUCCCUCCCGAGACGGAGGCGACGCACUUCACGCACAUCCUGGAGCCCUACGCGGCGAAGCACGGGGUGUCCGUGCUCGAGUUCAGCGAGCGCUACACCGAUGGCACCAUCAAGGAGCCGGCGCUCGACGAGUACUUCCUGCACGACCGCGCCGUACGCGAGUCCGGGCACGACACGACGUACCGGUUCGAGAAGCGCUGCGCCAACCUCGGCACGAUAGACCUCCAGGCGCUGCUGUAUAAGUACGAGGUCGACAUCGGAACGGCGAUCAGGGAGGUGUUCGACGACGAGCUCGAGCUGGACGAGGACUUCCCUUUGGCGCCGUUCCCGCCGUCGCCCGAGUCGUACGCGAACCCGCAUCGAGAAAGCUCCAAGGCCAAGCCGCAGAGCAGCGCGAUCUGGUUCGAGAGGGCGGCGUUCCGAAAGAAGGCCAUCGACAAGUACUGCUGGAACGAGACGAAGAGCCUGUACUUCGACUACGACACCGUCCAGGAGAAGCAGAUUCUAUACGAGAGUGUUACGGCGUUCUGGACGCUGUGGGCUGGGUGUGCGAGCGAGGAGCAAUGCUGGAAGCUGAUCUCGAACUCGCUCAAGAAGUUCGAAGUCCUAGGUGGGCUUGUGUCAGGGACGGAGGAGUCCCGCGGAAAGAUUUCGCUCGAUCGGCCUAACCGCCAGUGGGACUACCCCUAUGCUUGGCCCCCUCAUCAAAUCAUGACCUGGGUCGGUCUUGAGAGGUAUGGCUACCUCGAGGACGCCCAGAGGUUGGCGUACCGCUGGCUCUACAUGAUGACGACAGCCUUUGUGGACUUCAAUGGCGUAGUCCCGGAGAAGUUUGACGCGGUCAAGCUUUCCCAUCUGGUGGAUGCCGAGUAUGGUAACCAAGGUGUUGACUUCAAGAUGGUUCCGAGGGAGGGCUUCGGUUGGAUGAAUGCCGCCUACCAAGUCGGUCUGUCCUUCCUCUCGACAGGGAUGCGUCGUGCAGUGUCCACAUGCACCAGCCCAGAAGUGGUCUUCGGCGCGGCUGGCAACCUGCAGCCUGUGAACGCCCCGGUGUACUCGUCCGCGAACACUGAUCCGCUCGACCUCGCCAUGGAGCACUUGCAGCUCUCCGCACCUCGGGAGGCUGUCACUAGUCCGACGUCAGCCUAAUCUAUGAUGAAAUUAUGGCCUGCGUACGUACUACCCUAAUUCAACGUCCCUCCCAAGGGCAUAAUCCUUGUCCACGCGUCUACGUUUGUUCUGAUCGCUAUCCCAGCAGUUUCUUCCUCCUGAUCACAAGUCUUGUCCA
Molecule: messenger RNA, 2750 nt
Organism: Fomitopsis serialis
Lineage: Eukaryota; Fungi; Basidiomycota; Agaricomycetes; Polyporales; Fomitopsidaceae
Product: trehalase-domain-containing protein
Exons: 10
Coding region: 263-2611 (782 amino acids)
Biological process (GO): trehalose catabolic process
Cellular component (GO): cytoplasm
Molecular function (GO): calcium ion binding; alpha,alpha-trehalase activity
Source: RefSeq, a predicted model, not a curated record